UUGAGCAUCUUCCCUCGCGAUGGAUUGAAUUUGUUGCCGUACGCUAAGAGUGUAGUUGUGUCAGCGCCGAACAUGGGCACCUCGUUCGACGGAGUCGUGGUGGCGUUACCGGGAAAACCCAAGACGCUGUACGUCGAUGGCAAGAACGCCGGAGCGGUCAGCCUUCGCGAAAGCAUUGUCGCCCUCCUUGACCUUGCCGACGAACAACUCGAGUGCUCCUCCCUCAUCAUCGCGAUGAAUAAGUCAUCUCCUUCCACGAGCGAGAUUCUUCAUUCCCUGAUGUAUGUCGGAGGAAGCAUUGUUACUAAACCGUCCUUCCAGGUUGACCCUGCCUACCUCUUAGUCGGGCUGGAAAUCUGA
This is a messenger RNA of Coniophora puteana RWD-64-598 SS2, 360 nucleotides long. RefSeq lists its product as uncharacterized. Gene Ontology annotation, molecular function: ornithine decarboxylase inhibitor activity. The annotation marks the transcript as partial. Lineage: Eukaryota; Fungi; Basidiomycota; Agaricomycetes; Boletales; Coniophoraceae. Gene Ontology annotation, biological process: positive regulation of protein catabolic process. Gene Ontology annotation, cellular component: nucleus; cytoplasm. The transcript is spliced from 2 exons. The record is from RefSeq and is a predicted model, not a curated record.